GCCAUAGCUCUUAUCAGCCCCCUACUCACUCCCACUCCUUGUCCCCAAGCGAAACAGGAACCACAAACCCCAGCUUCCUCUCACAAAGUGGCUGUGGCUUGUGGGGAGACGGAAAUGGCUGAGGUGUAAAUACAAGACCUGAGUCACUAGAGCUGCAGUUGCCACACGCACCCUCCCCCACCCCCAAUUUUGAGGUGCCCUGCUCCCAUUUUUCCCCCUUUCUGGCUUCCUCCUUUGCCCUUCAGCUCCAAAUAUGCACCUGAGUUCCCUGUGGGGUGCACACCUAUUUCCCAGCCUGGGCUGGAAGCUGCUGUGGGCAUUGCGGAGGUGGGUAGGGCCUGGGGUAAGGAUACGUCAGGGGGAAACAGGGGAAGAGGAAGUGCUUGGGUCCUGGGGAAGACUGGCUUGUCUUGGUGGGUGGGGACGGUCAUUGUCAGCUUUCUGGACACACAGAGACAGACAGGAUGGAUUUCCUCCGGCUGCACCUCCCUGGGCUGCACCAGGCCUUGAGGGGGACACUGGAAUCCUUCAGCACCUUUGUCUCCUACCUUUUGGGAGAUGAGGUCCCCACUGUAGAGAGGAGGGAGGCAUGGGCAGCUGAGGAACGGGGGGAGGUGGCUCCAGGAAGAAGUGUAGAGGAGGAAGCCCCGGAGGCUCUGGAGGGUGUGGGAGGCAGCCAAAGCAAGGGGGGCGGAGGACCGAGAGGGCCUGGAGAGGCUAGAAGACACCAGGAGGGAAGCUCAGCUACAGAACAGACCUGGAGUUGGGGAGAAGGCAGCUCCCAUGGGUCUCAAGGAGAUAGGCAGGACACUGGGGCAUGGGAGGCAGCCAAGGCCUCCAGGUGCCAGGAGCCAAGUGCCCUCUUGGAGGCCAGAAAGAAGUCUGACGCAGGGUCUGAGACUGGCUCAGCCCAGGAGAGUCAGGAGUGCAAUGAGCAGGAAGUGAACAGAGAAGAGAUACCCAGAACCUGGGAACAGGAGGAGGAGGAGGAGGAGGAAGAGGUUAGGGCCAGAGAGCCAGGGGGGGUCAGAGGGGUGGAGUCAGAGUGGACCGGGCGUAUGGAGCCUGAGGGAAAGGCUGGUGCCCAUGGGCACAGGGCGGCAGGGGAUGGCAGGGAGUCAGAACAGGCAGUCAAGGCAGUUGCAGAGGAGAUCCAGGGAGCUGGGGCCAAAGAGACCGGGAGGGAAGAGGUGGUGGCCGAGGAGCGGGAUAGCCAAAGCACAGAGGCACAGGGGACUCAGGACCCAGGGGCAGCAUCUGAGGAUGGGGCAACCUUGGGCAGAGAGGAGGUCAGGACAACCUCAGGAAGGGAGGAGGCCUGGACAAUCUCAGGUGAGGAGGCUGAGACAGCCUCGGAUGAGGAGAAGGCUGGGACAACCUCAAGAAGGGAGGAGGCCUGGACAGCCUCAGGAGGGGAGGAGGGUGGGACAGCCUCGGGAGGGGAGGAGGCUGGGAUAGCCUCAGAUGGGGAGGAGGCUGGAACAGCCUCAGGAGGGGAGGAGGGUGGGACAGCCUCAGAUGGGGAGGAGGCUGGAACAGCCUCAGGUGAGGAGGUGGCUGACUUCCCAGGAGUGAGGGAGACAGAAAAUGGGGCAGCCCCAGGAGACAGGAGUCUAGAAUGUACAGGGAGAGUCUGGGCCCUAGAAGAGGCCUCCAGGGGAGCCCAGAAGGAGGAGGUGGGUGGAAAUAGAGAGGCUGAGGUGAGUCUGUCCCUGAAACAGACUCAGGCCCUGGGAGAAAUGGCUGAGGUCCAGACAGCAGGGAAGGAGAGCGCGGAAGGCCAGGGGUCGGAGUGGGGGACAGGGGAGGGCUCGGAGGGUCAGGCAGAUCAGGAUGGGAAAGAGGCCAAGGGAAGGCAAGACUCAGAGAUCACAGCUGCUCAAGCCGGCUUGGAGGAAGCAGCGCCGGCACAGGAGGCCGAGGAGGAGAAAGAGAGCCGCUGGGCCCCAGAGGCUGAGCUCUCCCGGGACAAAGGCACAAACAAGGCUGAAGGUGAUGCUGACUGGGAGGCGACCCCAAAGGCCACACCUGAAAAGGAGUUGAGGGAGAGGAGUGAGGAGGGAGCUCAGGUGGGUAGAGAAGAAUUUGGGGUAGAGGGUGGUGGCCCAGAGCACAAGGUCACUGAUGUUUGGGAUGUUGAGCAGAUAGGAGGGCCCCACACCCCAGAGGGACCACCUGGGGAAGGACAGCAGGCGAAGGGAGAGCUCUGGAGCACCCCAGCCCAGAGCAAAGAGGAGGCAGGAAGGAGCCUGGAGGCCAGUCCCAGGCCCGCGAGCUCUGGAAGGCCUGAUGCAGAAGCCGGGGAAAGCCGGAGAAAAAGGGAUGUGCAGAGAGGGAAUUCGCAGGAGGAAAAUGUAGGUAUGGAAGAGGAGGAGGGGGAGGCUGCAGGAGGCCAGGAAUCUGCACUGCCACGGGCCCUGGAGGCAGGCGGGGAGUGGAAGGAAGCAGGGCAUGGACUGGACAGCCAGGAGCUGGGCGGAAGGCACGGGGCAGAGUUAGGGACAGGCUGGUCCCUGGGAGAGUCAGAAGCCAGAGAAACCAAUGACGAGGAGGUGGGGGCUGCAGGGUCCUGGGAAGCAGAGGGAGCACCCAGCAGAAUCUGGAGGCUGGAGGAGGCAGCGCCGAGCUCCUGGGACAGUGAGGACACACAGGCCUGCUCCUCGGCUGCUGGCUCUGUGGCUCAGAAGGCAGCUGCGGAUGGAAGGGCUGCUGGGACUGGGGAAGGGCCUGAAGGAGGGGCAGGGGAAGCGUGGGAUGGGGCAUUUGGAAGGGGCUGGGACUCAGAAGGAAGUGAGGAAGCUGGCAGAGGUGCAGAGGUGAUGGAGGCUGCAGAGGGAGAGAGCAGAGGCGGGCAAGAACUUGGCCUGGAUGGCUCCUCAGAGGAGGAGGUUACUGGCAGAGGUGGCCAAGUGGAGGCUUUUGAGGCUGGGGAGAGUGAGCCAGGGCGGGAGUGGGCGGAGGCUGGGGAUACGGUAGCGGCUGAAGGAAGCUGUGGGGUGGGUGGCUUCACCUCAGGCUCCCAGGCGGUGAGGGCAGAGGGGACCCCAGUCAUAGUGGAGGCCAACGGGUUCCCAGAAGGGCAGAUGCUGUCAGAAACAGAGGCUGGGGCAUGGGAGGCGAGGCGGCAGGGGCGAGGCAGCGAGGGGCAGCAUGGGGACCAGGGCCCUGAGGGAGAGGCACAGAUGCCCUGUGACACGGACAUGGAGGGGAGUGGACACCAGAGGGCAGAGGCCAAGGAGCUGGAUGCAGAAGACCUGCAGGACGUCCAGGGCCAGGAGGACCAGCCAGCAAACCGGGGCCCUGGGCCAUGCGAAGAGGCUGCCAGAGGGGAUGUGCACGGCAGCUGGAGUGAGGCCCUUCUCCCCGUGUCUCGCCUGGAUGUCUCUGUCCCGCGGAGCCGUGUGCUCCUGUCCCGCAGCUCCUCACAGCGCCGCUCCAGGCCCUCUUUCCGGCGCAUCCCCACCCUGGAGCAGCAGCAGGAGCCUGCCAGCCCCCCGCCGCCGCCGGAGGAAGAGCUGCCAGCGCCUGAGCAGAGACCCCUCCACCCAGCGGAACCCCCAGAGCCAAGCCUCCCUAGGCCUGAAGGGACCCCGGUGCCAGCGAGGAGGAGGCCCCUGGGACAAGGGUUUGGCUUUGCACACCCCGGCAUGAUGCAGGAACUGCAGGCCAGACUGGGCCGGCCAAAGCCCCAGUGACGGCACCGCGACCCGGGAGCCAGGCCCUGAGCGAGAGGCGGAGGGCUCGACUGAACUCGGCCACUUGGAUGCACCCUGUCCACCCUCUGGGCCCCAGUUUCUUGCCGUUUCAUCCACGGUGCAGACUGAACCAGACAUCUUGGAGAAUCACGAACUUAAGGAAUCUGACUGGUCAAUGCAGCUGGUGGACUGCCUGCCCCACGGGGACCACCGUUCACAGCCUGUCCUGACUACCUCCCAGCCGGUCUUGGCAGCUGUCUGGAGGCCUGAGAGGGGACAGAGACAGUCUCCCACAGCCUUCCCUCUCCGAUUGCCCCCACUCCCCCAGCUGCUCCCCAAGGCCGCGGAGAGCUGUGGGAGGCAGGCAAACCUCUGGGCUGGAUGGCAGCGGGGAGGAAAGGGGCUGGGAGAGCCUAUGGAACUCCAUUUACAAUCAAAGGUUUGAUGUAAGCGGACCAGCCACCUUAUAGUUCCAACAUGGGAACUCAGCCUCAAAACUCUGCUGGUUACUGUGGUAACCACCAGCUGAGCAAGCCAGAGUGGAGAAAGGUGGGCCAGGAACCCUGACAUGUAGGAGCAGAAAGGGGUCCAGGGUGACCAGAGGCUGCCGAGCCCACUCUGUGCCCUCUUUGGGUAUCAGACACCCCUUCUCUGAAAAGAAGCGGAGGCAGAGAGAGGGUGAGAGUGCUUUAUUAGGCACCCAGAAUGGCAGCCUAGCCGAGGACAGCCAGCAGGUCCUGAUACAAUAAAUAAACCAUCGUUUCCCUGA
This is a messenger RNA of Pipistrellus kuhlii (Kuhl's pipistrelle), 4464 nucleotides long. RefSeq names its product apolipoprotein B receptor (gene APOBR). Gene Ontology annotation, biological process: lipid transport; triglyceride metabolic process. Lineage: Eukaryota; Metazoa; Chordata; Mammalia; Chiroptera; Vespertilionidae. Gene Ontology annotation, cellular component: membrane. The transcript is spliced from 4 exons. The record is from RefSeq and is a predicted model, not a curated record. Bases 465 to 3695 code for a protein of 1076 amino acids. Gene Ontology annotation, molecular function: very-low-density lipoprotein particle receptor activity.